Messenger RNA from Aspergillus niger, 1434 nucleotides. RefSeq lists its product as uncharacterized. The transcript has a single exon. The record is from RefSeq and is a predicted model, not a curated record. The coding region runs from base 1 to 1434 and encodes 477 amino acids. Gene Ontology annotation, cellular component: spliceosomal complex. Gene Ontology annotation, molecular function: pre-mRNA 3'-splice site binding. Gene Ontology annotation, biological process: mRNA splicing, via spliceosome. NCBI's taxonomy places the organism in Eukaryota, Fungi, Ascomycota, Eurotiomycetes, Eurotiales, Aspergillaceae.
AUGUCUAAAAAGCCCGCCGAUGUGGCGUCGAAAGAGCGCAACGAAUACAUUCCGUCUUUCAUUUCGAAAAAGCCGUUCUACAUUGACGACGACUCUCAAGCCAAUGACUAUCUAGAGCAUCAACGUCUGCAAAAGUCGACGGCAGAGCAGUCAAAAUGGUACGAGCGCGGCAAGCGUGCUGGUCCCGCGGCCACCAAGUACCGGAAAGGCGCCUGUGAGAACUGCGGCGCCAUGACCCACAAAACGAAAGAGUGUCUGAGUCGCCCUCGGAAGCACGGUGCCAAAUGGACCGGUAAAGAUAUCCAGGCGGAUGAAGUCAUACAAGACGUCAACAUGGGGUGGGAUGCGAAGAGAGAUCGGUGGAACGGCUACGAUCCGAGCGAAUAUCGACAAGUGGUGGAGGAAUACGAGGAACUUGAGAAAUUGAAACGGGUCACAAAACAGGAUGGCGAUAAUGAGGGCAAGGAUGGUGAGGGCGAUGACGAUGAAGAUGCGCCCCAGGAGGAAGCCCGCUACGCUGAGGAGUCCGACAUGGGAAGACAACAGAGCACCGCCACUCGCAACCUCCGUAUCCGAGAAGAUACGGCAAAGUAUUUGCUGAACUUAGACCUUGAUUCAGCCAAGUACGACCCGAAGACACGACGGAUGGUUGAUAUGGGUGCACAGGAUGACCAAGCAGCAGCACUUGUUGCCGAGGAGAACUUUGUCCGCGCUUCGGGUGAUGCUGCAGAGUUUGAGAAGGCACAAAGAUAUGCCUGGGAAUCGCAGGAACGUGGUGCGCAGAAGGUCCACCUGCAGGCAAACCCCACAGCUGGAGAAGUCAUGCGGAAGAAGGAGGAGGCGGAGAGUUUGGCCAAACGUGAUGCUCAACGAAAGGCUCUUUUGGAAAAGUAUGGUGGUCAAGAGCACCUCGACCCCACACCGCUGCGGGAUACAAUGGUCGUCGAGAACGAACAGUUUGUCGAAUAUGACGAAACGGGUGCGAUUAAGGGCGCACCAAAGAAGGCGGCCAAAUCGAAAUAUGCUGAAGACAUCUUUACGAACAACCACACAUGCGUUUGGGGAAGUUGGUGGCACAACUUUGAGUGGGGAUAUGCCUGCUGCUUUUCUACCGUCAAAAACAGUUACUGUACUGGUGAAGAUGGGAAGCGCGCAUUCCAGGAAGCGGAUCAGCUGCUGAUGCUACCUGAGAACGGGGACGAUGCUGAUGAGCCGUCCGGUGAACAUGAGGAAGCUAACGACGGGCAUGAAACUAUUGACGAUGCUCAAACCUCAGAGCAGCCAAAGGAUUCAUCUAACACCAAUACGAAGAAGAGAACGCUCAUCGAGGUGCAGUCUGGCAUUACCGAGGAAGAAAUCGAAUCAUACAAGCGAAGCCGACUUGCGGCGGACGAUCCUAUGGCCGCAUUCAUCGGCAAAGACGACCUUGUAUAG